Molecule: messenger RNA, 953 nt
Organism: Dreissena polymorpha
Lineage: Eukaryota; Metazoa; Mollusca; Bivalvia; Myida; Dreissenidae
Exons: 2
Coding region: 207-527 (106 amino acids)
Biological process (GO): cellular response to oxidative stress
Cellular component (GO): cytoplasm
Molecular function (GO): glutathione disulfide oxidoreductase activity
Source: RefSeq, a predicted model, not a curated record
UCCCCUAGGCAGGUCAAAAUUGAGAACGCAUAAUGCACACCAACUUUCUUUGGUGUUCUCAAUUUCAAUUUGAACAUUUAGAUGAAUCGGAUUUUAUUGACUAUUUCAAAAUAACUUGUAGAACUUAUCCGAAAUAACAGGGCAGUAGCUUCGUAAAUAACUUAAACAGGUAGAGCGUUUUGGAUAACGAAAAAAGUGCAUUCAACAUGGGAGACAUAAAGGCUAAGAUUGAUAUGAAAAUAAAAGGGAAGAAGGUGAUGGUGUUUUCAAAGUCCUACUGCCCCUACUGUACAAUGGCUAAGGAGGCGCUUAAGAAGUACGUUGGGUCCGUGUUGCCCACUGACCAGUACGAGGUGUGGGAGAUUGAAAACGAGGGCGACUGUCAGGUCAUACAGAACGAACUUAAGAAGAUUACUGGCGCAUCAACGAUGCCCCGAGUGUUCAUCAACGGGAAGUGCAUAGGAGGCGGCUCGGAAACCCAGGAUUUGGACAAGCUUGGGGAGCUCAAGAAGAUGUUGUCCGCUUAAACCAUAAACCACCGGGUUUAUGGAUAAACAUGUUACCCAAAGGACAAAAAAUGCGCUUUUAUGAGAUAAAGGAUUUUUAUUUAAUAAUAAGCUCUUAAUUUAACGGUAAAUCCAACAACCGAAUAUGACAACAACUUAAUUUGAAUUCUUGACGCUGACCCUUUCAACAAUUGCUGGCAUAUUGUUUUAAGUUCGAUACGCGAUAGAAAUAAUAACCAAAAGGAUUAGGGUAUGGUAAACGUUCCGGCGAAUAAUUCAUGUGUUUAGACUUCAUUCUAUUUUGUCACUGACCAAAUUCCAGAACUCUGAACUGCAUGUUAGCAGAAUUAUGCUCCUUAUUGUACUGAUCAAAUUUGUUAAGAUAAACGUGCAACAUCUCCAUAUCACUGUGUGUACGACAUGAAUUAAAUUUAAUUUUCAAACAUG